Molecule: messenger RNA, 2715 nt
Organism: Acomys russatus (golden spiny mouse)
Lineage: Eukaryota; Metazoa; Chordata; Mammalia; Rodentia; Muridae
Gene: Kctd16
Product: potassium channel tetramerization domain containing 16
Exons: 3
Coding region: 1112-2395 (427 amino acids)
Biological process (GO): regulation of G protein-coupled receptor signaling pathway; protein homooligomerization
Cellular component (GO): presynaptic membrane; postsynaptic membrane
Molecular function (GO): protein binding
Source: RefSeq, a predicted model, not a curated record
UUCUGUGCCCACCGCGGGCGCACGUCCCCGUCAGCGCUGGCAACCUGUCACCGGCGAGGACGUGACUCCGAGCUGCCUCCGCUCUUUCCCAGCCCUAUUCCUUUAAGAUGAUGUAAUAGUCAUUUCCCUGGAUGGUUUCUUGCCUGCGCUGCUCACACAACAGCAUCCGAACUGCUCCUGGCACCGUGGGACCUCCCAGCGGCGAAGCCUGAGCCCCACAGGCAUCUCCCAACCGCCCGGGCUUUUUCUCUUUCCCACCUGGCGGGGACAUGGGCGUCCCUUUGCCCUUGCCGGCAGGUGGGGUGGCUACUGAAACCCUAGCGGGGCGCAUCUGUCUGACUCUCUGCCUCUGGGCUCUCUGAACGCCUCUGAGUCGAGGAACCUCUUGCAACUCCCCCAGGUGUAAAGGAUCUGUUGGAAAGGUUUGAAUUUCGGGUUUUCUCUUUUUGCUGCUGAAGCUUUGGUUGAUUUUUCCUCCUCUGCUUCACUUCUUCGACUCAGCCUCCUUCUCUUGGUUCAACUUUUUUUUUCUCGAUCAGUCUGUUUUAACUAGAGAUUGGAAGUGAAUCCAUACACACACGCAUACACACAUAGAAACGUACAUCUACGAGUGAAGUGCGGGACUCAUUAUUUUCCGAGAGCACAUCUCCGCGGUACUUUUCAUUGAUGCCUCUGUCCUUUACCUGUGUGGGAUUUGACAAGACGUCCAGACUCAGUGUGGCGGGUGGUUUCUGAUUGCUCUGGAAAACGUUAUUUCUUCGCAAAAACUGAGUCUCCAGCACUCUCUCCAAGACUGAGUAACUGGGCACUUGGCCUUCUUGCCUACUGGGCCUAAUGGAAGAUCGAAGGCAGACAAUCUGACUGUUACAGUCUGUGAAGUAAGAGCUCCCUAGCAGCCAGCUUUAAACUUCCUGUCCAGCAUUACUUCACCUGUGGACUCUCUUAAAAUUGGCUUUGUUGGGGGAAUAAAAAGGAAACCAGUGGAAGUAUUUUUUUUUUCCUUAAAAACAAGGUAGGACCUCCCCCACCCCUCACAAGUGGAUGCAAAGUCUAAACUGUAAGUCUGUUGGAUUGCGCCUUUAAUUCCAGGAAGCUGCAGAAGAAAGGGACAAUGGCUCUGAGUGGGAACUGUAGUCGUUAUUAUCCUCGGGACCAAGGGGCUGCGAUUCCCAACUCUUUCCCCGAAGUCAUAGAGCUGAAUGUCGGGGGCCAGGUUUACUUCACUCGCCAUUCCACUUUAAUAAGCAUACCCCAUUCUCUCUUGUGGAAAAUGUUUUCCCCAAAGAGAGACACGGCUAACGAUCUAGCCAAGGACUCCAAGGGAAGGUUUUUCAUCGACAGAGAUGGCUUCCUGUUCCGUUAUAUUCUGGACUAUCUCAGGGACAGGCAGGUGGUCCUGCCAGAUCACUUUCCGGAAAGGGGAAGGCUGAAAAGAGAAGCUGAGUAUUUCCAGCUCCCCGACCUCGUCAAACUCCUGGCUCCCGAGGAAGUCAAGCAGAGCCCUGAUGAGUUCUGCCACAGCGACUUUGAGGAUGCCUCCCAAGGAAGCGACACAAGAAUCUGUCCCCCUUCUUCCCUGCUCCCACAUGACCGCAAGUGGGGUUUUAUUACUGUGGGUUACAGAGGAUCCUGUACCUUGGGCAGAGAGGGGCAAGCAGAUGCCAAGUUUCGGAGAGUUCCCCGGAUUUUGGUUUGUGGAAGGAUUUCCUUGGCAAAAGAAGUCUUUGGAGAAACUUUGAAUGAAAGUAGAGACCCUGACCGAGCCCCAGAAAGAUACACCUCCAGAUUUUAUCUCAAGUUCAAACACCUGGAAAGAGCUUUUGAUAUGUUGUCAGAGUGUGGAUUCCACAUGGUGGCCUGUAACUCCUCCGUGACAGCAUCUUUUGUCAACCAGUACACAGAAGACAAGAUCUGGUCGAGCUACACCGAAUACGUCUUCUAUCGGGAGCCUUCCCGGUGGUCCUCCUCUCAUUGCGAUUGCUGCUGCAAGAACGGCAAAGGAGACAAAGGGGAGAGUGGCACCUCCUGCAAUGACCUCUCCACCUCCAGCUGCGACAGCCAGUCCGAGGCCAGCUCUCCCCAGGAGACAGUGAUCUGUGGGCCUGUAACACGCCAGAGCAACAUCCAGACUCUGGACCGGCCCGUUAAGAAAGGCCCUGUGCAGCUGAUCCAACAGUCAGAGAUGAGGCGGAAAAGUGACCUGCUCCGGACUCUGACGUCGGGCUCCAGGGAGUCGAACAUAAGCAGCAAAAAGAAAGCUGCAAAGGAAAAGCUCUCCAUCGAGGAAGAGCUGGAGAAAUGCAUCCAGGAUUUCCUGAAGAUCAAAAUUCCAGAUCGCUUCCCUGAGAGAAAGCACCCUUGGCAGUCUGAACUUUUACGGAAGUACCAUCUAUAGGGGAGGGCUGGAGGUAGUCACCACUCUGAAAUGAACCUCCCCAAAGGAAGACAUAUGCUAAAGGAAAAGUGACAGCAAGAGAUCCACGUUUCUUAGAACACAGUAAUAGUCCAUUGGUGUACUACUGCCUACUUUGCCUAGCUCACCUUAAUGUGUAAAUCCACAGGGUAGAUUUUUUUUUCAGAUGUAAAACCAGAAGCAAGCUCUUGUGUUGUCCUUUAUCUUUUAUUAAAUUGGUCCCAUGUGUUGAGAAUUUUUGAUACAAUGAGAACCAGCUACCUGUGAGUAGCUCACAGGCUUUGGGAGUCAUCUGUCCCAAA